Messenger RNA from Amphiprion ocellaris (clown anemonefish), 2377 nucleotides. RefSeq names its product crystal protein. Gene Ontology annotation, molecular function: cholinesterase activity. Bases 134 to 1969 code for a protein of 611 amino acids. The transcript has 8 exons. Lineage: Eukaryota; Metazoa; Chordata; Actinopteri; Pomacentridae. The record is from RefSeq and is a predicted model, not a curated record.
AGUCCAUGGAGACUUCCAGGCUCCAGGUUUAUGGGGGUUGCAACUUUUUUUUUUUUUACCUCGGCAGGACCGUAAUUCAAGUCAAAUCAUGAUCUAAACAGCACGGUCUGGGAAAGUAGCAUUCUGUUGCAACAUGGAGGGCUGGCAGUGUUUUCUGCUGCUGUGCACACUAAGUUUGAAGCUUUCCUCUGGAGACAUGACGAGAAAUGAUGAUGACAUCGACCUUGUCAGCUUUCUGAGAAAUAUCUAUCCCGGGCUGCUGGUGAGAGACGAGCCGUUCAUCACCAAUGGAGACUUUCAGAUAAACUCCCUCAAGGAGCUGGGACACCCUGAGGACCUCGCAAUCACGCAGCAAACCAAGGACAAACCAGUCAAUCAGGAUACAGACGGGGCUCCAGGACCUGUGGUGUUAACCAAAAAUGGCCAGAUAAGGGGGAUUACAGUGGAAAAGGCUCAUGUGUUCUAUGGCAUACCAUAUGCAGACCCUCCUGUUGGUGCGUAUCGCUGGAAGCCCCCCAGACCCGUGAGUCGUUGGUCAGGAGUUUAUAAUGCCUCCUUCCCCAGGGCGGCAUGCAUGCAGCUCUGCACUGGACCUGUCACUGAGGAGUGUCCUCAUGCAGUCAGCGAGGACUGUCUCUACCUCAACAUCUUUGUACCGCUGGGUGUGAACUUCACCUCCCCACUACAGAGACCCCUGCCUGUCAUGGUAUGGAUCCAUGGUGGAGAUUUCAUAGCUGGUUCUGCCUCCAAACCGCUGUAUGAUGGACGCUUCAUCAGCAACUUCACCCACACCGUUGUUGUCAACGUGGAGUACCGACUAGGUGCAUUUGGGUUCUUGGUGUCGGGCAAAGAUCCUCACACCUCAGCUUCAGGGAAUUAUGGGAUCUUGGACCAGCAGGCAGCUCUUCUUUGGGUCCAGCGGAACAUUGCUGUGUUUGGAGGUGAUCCCAGCAAGGUGACAUUAUUUGGGGAGAGUGCCGGUGCCCAGUCAGUGAGUCUUCAUCUGAUGAUCCAGAGCAGUAAGCCUCUGUUCAAACAGGCUAUCCUGCAGAGCUUACCCUUCUCCAUCCCUCUGAAGACCAGACAUGACGCCUUGAAGCUAGGUAAACACUUUGCUAAACAGACCAACUGCUCUGUGAGCGACAUCAUCUGCCUGCUGUCUCUCGCUCCACAGGCCGUCCUGGCCGCCCAGAUGAAAACAAGUUCCAAGAUUGUAAACCCGUUCAGGUUCUUGGAAGUUUUUGAGACUUGGGGUCCGUAUAUCGAUGGGGAGUUAAUAAAAGAGCAGGCAGUCACUGCCUUCCUGAAGGGCCACUGGCAGAAAGAGAAGCCAGUGCUGCUGGGUACUACCUCAGAGGAGGGGGUUCUUUUUGUUUACGGGGUCUUUAGCAAGCCAGUCUCUGCAGUGGAAAGCACUGUGUACAUCACAGCCAUCUUUAAACAGCACUCCCUACGGAUCCUACACAAAUACCUGCCUAUGUACAGGGAUGCUGACCGCAGGAAUAUGCUCGCUCAGAUCGUUACCGAUUUUGUCUUCCUGUGUCCAUCUAGGAGGUCAGCUCGCACCGGCACAGCGGCAGGCAGCGAGGUGUGGAUGUACGUGUUCGACCACGUGACCUCGGACCACCGUGUCUGGUCGGGUCUCACUUUCUGCUACCAGCACGCCUGCCACGGUGCCGAGCUGCCCUUUAUCUUUGAUUCUGCCUCGGUGGCCAACUUCACCCUGUCGCUGCCAGAGAAGCUGCUGUCCAAUCGGAUGCUGUGCUACUGGGGUGCCUUCGCCCACACAGGUGACCCUUCCUCCAGGGCCCAACAGACGUUUUUCUGCCGGCAGCAGCGUCUGCCCGUUUGGCCACGUUACUCUGACACCAGCGGCUGGCUGAACAUGAACCUGACGGUGCGUUCUCAUGCACAAGUGGAAACCAGGAACCAUAUAUGUGACUUCUGGGAUCAACUGGGCAUUUAUUAGUGAGGGAACAGGCUCGGUGAUAAUAUAUGCUGUUCAAUUUAUCACAACCUUUUCAGUCUGGAGCUGUGAUGUUUAUCAUUGUAUUAUAUAUCCAUUAGAAAUAAACAUGACCUUUUAGGAAUUGCUACCAAACAGCAACCAUUUAAUUCUCUCUAUAAUUUUGUAAGGUCUUAAUCUAAUUAUAUGAAAUGUCCUGAGAUGGCUUAUGUUGUAAGUUGGUGCUGUACAAAUCAUACUUCUUCAGCUGCAUGUAAUACUUUUGAAGGCAAAGCUAGCAGUGUAACCAGUUUUUCAAAACAGUUUGAGAGAAACAGGACACAGAUUGCAGAAAAAAUGGAGCUCUUUGUAAAUUUGCAGAUCAGUUUACACCUUUGGUGAAUCAACAAAAUAAAGUCCAGUUUAAAUAUG